Lodderomyces pseudojiufengensis is the source of this 1896-nucleotide messenger RNA. It is a transcript of the gene HGT3, whose product is annotated as Hgt3p. Gene Ontology annotation, biological process: transmembrane transport; carbohydrate transport. The transcript has a single exon. NCBI's taxonomy places the organism in Eukaryota, Fungi, Ascomycota, Pichiomycetes, Serinales, Debaryomycetaceae. The record is from RefSeq and is a predicted model, not a curated record. Gene Ontology annotation, cellular component: membrane. Gene Ontology annotation, molecular function: carbohydrate:proton symporter activity. Bases 1 to 1896 code for a protein of 631 amino acids.
AUGGCUGCAACACCAGCUAAUCAACAACAAAAUGGUCAUCCUCAAAAUGAUGAUCAUAAACAUAUACAAAUUAAAGAUUCAUUUUUAGUUGGAAAAGCUCUUUUAAAUUUUACAUCAAUAUUUGUUUCAUUGGGUGUAUUUUUAUUUGGUUUUGAACAAGGUUUAAUGUCAUCAUUAAUUACAAAUGAAUUUUUUAAAUCUUAUUAUCAUGAACCUAAACCUGCUGCAAUUGGUAUAAUGAUAUCUAUAUUAGAAAUUGGAGCAUUAUUUUCAAGUUUUAUAGCAGGAAGAGUUGGAGAUUUAGUUGGUAGAAAAAAAACAAUUAGAUAUGGUUCAUUUAUAUUUGUUAUUGGAGCACUUAUACAAUUUUUAUCACCAACUAUUUUUAUUUUAAGUUGUGGUAGAUUAAUUGGGGGUGUUGCUAUUGGAUUUUUAACAACUAUUGUUCCUAUUUAUCAAUCUGAAAUUAGUCCACCAACAGAUAGAGGAUUUUAUGCUUGUGCUGAAUUUACUGGGAAUAUUAUUGGUUAUGCAGCAAGUAUAUGGGUAGAUUAUGGAUUUUCAUUUUUUGAAAGCAAUACAAGUUGGAAACUGCCCUUAUUUGUACAAUUUAUGAUGGGAGUAUUUUUAUGGUUAGGUACAUAUAUUAUAGUUGAAACUCCAAGAUGGUUAUUGAAUCAUGAUCAUGAUUUGGAAGGAAUGGUUGUGAUUGCGGAUAUGUAUGCCGAUGGAGAUGUAGAGGAUGAACAUGCAAAAAAUGAAUAUAGAAAUAUUAAAGAAGGUGUAUUGAUAGAUAGAAUUGAAGGUGGUGAAAGAUCUUAUCAAUAUUUAUUUAAAAGGUAUGCUAAAAGAUUAUCAGUUGCUUGUUUUGGAUUAUUUUUCAGUCAAAUGAACGGUAUUAAUUUAAUAUCUUAUUAUGCUCCAAUGAUUUUUGAAAGUGCUGGCUGGGUGGGUAGACAAGCUAUAUUUAUGACUGGUAUUAAUUCAAUUAUUUAUGUUUUAAGUACAAUUCCACCUUGGUAUUUAGUUGAUUCAUGGGGAAGAAAACCAUUAUUAAUGGUUGGGGCAUUAUUUAUGGGAAUACCACUAUACAUUGCUGGAUACUCGUUGUAUUUAGACGAUAAGUAUACCGCCGCAGUAGUAGUCACUAGUAUUAUAAUAGCUAAUGCAGCAUUUGGAUUCUCAUGGGGAGGAAUUGGUUGGUUAUUACCAUCGGAAAUAUUACCAUUACCGGUAAGAUCAAAGGGUGCAGCAUUAGCAACAGCAACAAAUUGGUUAUCAAAUUUCAUUGUUGGAUUAGCAUCACCUAUAUUAUUGGAUGAAAUUAAAUGGAAAACAUAUUUAAUUCCUGCCACUUCAUGUAUUAUAUCAUUUUUUGCAGUUUGGUAUUUAUUUCCAGAAACUAAAGGAUUAUCAUUAGAGGAAAUGGGAUCAGUUUUUGAUGAUAAAUCAUCAAUAUUCUCCUAUCAUGCAUCAGGUAAUGUUGGAUCAAAUUCAAGUUCAGCUAAUUCAUUAAAUAAUUAUGGAUCAACAACUGAAAGAAGACCAUCUCAAUCAGUGAAUGAACCAGAAACAGUACAAACUGCAGCAAUGAUGGCAAGAAAUCCUGCAACAAUGAGACCAGAAUUAGAUAAUUUAAUAGUUGGAGGAUCAACUUCAAAUAUAAUACCUGCUGCAAGUACAUCAAGCCUAAAACCUGUUAAAUCAGAUGCAGGAUCAAUAGCUUCAUUUGAUAUGAAUAAUGUUGAUGUUGUACAAGAAAUUGAACCACCUACUUUAAAACAAAUUCUAGAUUAUAAAUUAAGAGAACAAAAUAAACCAAGUUUCAUAUCUGAAUUGUUUAAUAAGAAUGAGAAAAAGAAAAAUAACGAUGAAGAAAAUAGACUAUUAGAAUAA